Messenger RNA from Phaeodactylum tricornutum CCAP 1055/1, 1761 nucleotides. RefSeq lists its product with no specific name. The transcript has a single exon. Bases 1 to 1761 code for a protein of 586 amino acids. The record is from RefSeq and is a predicted model, not a curated record. Lineage: Eukaryota; Bacillariophyta; Bacillariophyceae; Surirellales; Neidiaceae.
AUGAGUCCGACCACUCAACAUUUGUUGCGGCUGUGGCGAUCCCUUCCGAUGUCCCAGCUCAAGCAGGGGGCGACGCUUUCUAUUCGAUCAAGUUUGACCCAACCGACGCAUUUGUUAGUAGAGGCAGAAUGGAGGGACGAUGGCCGAGCAGACUUGAAGCAAGUAUUCUCUAAAUGCAGCCCCAAUCCGGAAGCUACUAUGACAACGUUACGCGAACAAGAUCAGAUGACUUCCAUUGGCAGGUCGGAAUCUCAUAUUGUGCUUAAGCUUGAUGAAGCGGUUUUGGAUGAAAGCGAGGCUAGCAAUGUCGCCGGUGAGCAGUCAAAGAACUCGCUUCUUCCACACGCACGUCCCAAACCAGCGCAUAGAGCGAUGCUGGAUGAUGGCACUAUCGUUUCUGAGCUGAAGGAAGCGAAAUCAGAGGAGAACUUGAGACGAAUCGACUACCACGACGGAAUAGCUCAUCUCACGGCUGAUGGUCAGGUCGAGGAGGCGGGAACCUUUCUCACUGUAAAGAUUCCUGAAAAGACAAACCUGAUUUGCGAAUUGCCGAAUGGUGGCUCGAUUACCAUUGCGGGUAAAGUUGAAGGCGAUGUCAAAUUGUACACAGCAGAUGGGGAUAUUAUCGUGAAGAAGCUGCGCGGUCACGAAAUAGACGUGGAGACCGACGGUUCAGGGAGCAUCAUCUACGCUGCGGAUGUUCUUGAGGCACAAAAACUCACGCUGCGUACAUCUGGUAGGAUACGAGCCAAGCAAAUUCAUGGCAAUCAGAUUGACAUUAGGAUCAAUUCGUCAGCCAAGAGACAGGAAGAAUCGGUUACCAAGUUGUGGGAAUCCGACGACGAAGGAUCGCUAGUCGACAUUAGCUCGCUGUACGUGUCGGGUAAUGGUGGAGCGAAUGUAUCUGUUGUCGGCCCACGGCGACCACAGCGACGAGCCAUUCGUAUCAAAUCACAUCAUGGACCUAUUCGAACCGAAACGAGCAACCUUUCCGUACCGAUAGAAGAUAACCCAAUGAAUGGACAAAUCUAUCCCUUAGUCGAACUAGGAGGGGUCAACGGCAAUUGCGAAGUGUCAAUUGAGGAUACGCUCCAUGAAAAGAAAGAAAAUAAAAAUUGGAACACGUGCAUGGUGCACGUGGACAGCUUAUCGCCGGACUCCGUAAGUCUCAUUACAGUGGACUCCGGUGGCGUUGCCGUGACGCUGGACCGCAAAGCUGAAGCCGAUCUACGCCUCUUGUCUUGUUCGAGUGCCGAAUGCUUAAUUGAGACCGGCGCAAUGCUUGCCGAAGAGGAAGAUCCCAAUUUGCUGUUACAGAUAGUGCAAAACUUGCCGAAAGGCCCCGCAUUGACAACGGCUGGGCAACAACGUAUUUCGGUGGAGACAAGCGCGUUCACCGCUAGACCAGUCGGUUUCGCUACCGCGCACGUAGAGUACGUCGAUGGUUGGACCGAAAACAAAAGUACCGAGCCAGAUAGUAGAUUUGAGCGCAAAAGCAAUGGCGCUACCGGCUCGGUUGGAAAGAUUCGUAUGGAUGGCGCGGCUGAGCAAGCACUACACGGAUUUUCCUCAAGUAAAGCGGAAACUGGCCAACCAAUUUAUCAGCGCCCUCUGAUUGCUGUUGCCGGUACUGGGAUUGUCAAAGUGGAAACUGUUUCGUGGCUGGGUGCCAUUGCUCGAAGGUAUGGCUUGGAUGAGGAUCACCGUGAAGCGGGGCGUACAGCUUCACGCCGUGGACGAUCACUGGCUCCCCAGGAAUAA